Molecule: messenger RNA, 7944 nt
Organism: Ruditapes philippinarum (Manila clam)
Lineage: Eukaryota; Metazoa; Mollusca; Bivalvia; Venerida; Veneridae
Product: ERC protein 2-like
Exons: 10
Coding region: 82-1635 (517 amino acids)
Source: RefSeq, a predicted model, not a curated record
AUAACCCUGUAACGUUGAAAAGGCUGCUUUUUGUUUGACAACGGGAAGAAAAAAACACGUUUAUUCUAAAGCUUUGAAAACAUGCCAGUUGAUAUUUACAACAAAAACUUUCAAAACUGGUUAAAAGGUGUGUUUGGGCUCAGCACCACAAGAUCUGUUUUGUGUCAAUAUAUUAUAGAUCAGCUCAAUGAGGACUUGAAAGACAUUCCGGUCUCAGAACUAAAGCAAUUUUUCAGAUGUCUAUGUUCAAAUAAAAUUUUCCAAUUAAAAACUGCAAGAAAAAUUCCAAGAACAUGGGAAUGUAAACAUGAGAAAUGCAAAAUACUGAUGGAACGUUUUGUUCACAAUCAUACAGAGUUUGGCGUUUUAAAGUUCGAAUGGAGCAAAUCCUCAUAUGAAAGCAUUGACAAUCCUGAUCUUGAAAAUGUAGAUAUCGAUGUAAAAUGGGAAGUUGUUAAAUUAUACAUGUAUGUCGAAAAAGAAGAAGCUGUAGUGAACUACAACAGUAUAGAAUGUCUUGAUAUAUCUCAUGCUACCAAAGUCAUUAGAAAUUGUAAAGUACUUUCUCCAGAUGGCUCAGCUGAACCUUGUGAAAGGGUUUUGAAUUUGAGAAACAAACUUAUGCACUCGCCUGACAAUUUAAUGGAUGAGAAAGGAACUCAAGAAAUUUUUGAAUGGACGAGAAGGCUUUUGGAUUGUCUGGAUAUAGCCGAAAAGACAUAUUACAAAAAGGCAAUAGAAGAAUUGCAAACCUAUGCAGAGAGGGACUUUGUUGUGAAGUACCAAUCAGAAGAAAAUAAAAAAAUUAUAGACAAGAUUUUAGAGGCGAAAAAGGUUGCUGACAAACUAGUUAAUAGUAUAGAAGGUGCCAAUCAAUUGCACAAUUGUAAACGUUUGCAAGAUAUGCUUGGAAGUAUUACAGGUUGUGGGUUGAAAGGGAACAAUGUAUUGGAAAUGAAACCAGCUGAUUACAAAUUAAUGGUGAAGAAAAGUCUUGAAGACAAAAGUGAAACUAUAGCGUCGGAUAUAGCUGAAUGUGAUGAAAAUAGCGAUGAGAUUAAAGAAUUAGAAAACCUUAAGCAACAUACGGAAAAAGUAAUUGAAGAUGUUGAAGAAGUUAUUCAGACAAAGGAGACUGAAGAAAUGAUUGAUGUAAUAAACAGUUUGAACCAAGAACUGGAAUAUAAAAAAGCAGAGGAAAUUCGGCUGAAAAAGAUCUCAGAGGAAUCAACUGUUAAAUUAGAAAAACUUUCUAAUAGAUUAGAAUCGAUCGAACAAGAAAAAAUAUUAAUGGCAAAUGAGGUGGAAGAAUAUAAAAAGCAGAAUGAAAUUCUGAAAGAAAAGACAACCAGUUUGAGUGAAGAAAAUUGUAAUGAACCUCAGCUGCAAGAACUCAACCUUACUUGGCCUGCACAUUCAGUUCCAAUUGAAGAAAAAUCGCAGUGUGAAGGACAAAAUGAUGAUCUUGAUUUCACCUUAGCUGACGAUACCUUGAAUGAGAAUCCUGACGAAGAAGACCUUGACUCCGACCAAAUAGAACAAGAUCAUCAGCAGCAGCAACAAAGACAAGCACAUCAUCAUCAACCCUGGCAAAGACGCCAUCGCCGUCGUCAUCGACGACGACGACGACGAUAACAAAAAUGGGAAUAUUGUCGUCUUUUUUAUUAAGUCGGGUUACUUGUCAGGUACCAGUAUGAAAAUGUAUCAAAACAUCUUAAAACGUGUUGGACAAAUUCAGAAUAGAUAAAAAAAUCAAUAUUAAGCCAUCUAAUUAUACGAGCAUAUAGAUUCCAAUAAUUUUAGAUGACCUGUAACCCUCAAAAAGGCGUAAUUUUCACACUAUAGCAACAUUUUAACUGAUAUUGCUUUUUUAAAGAAUACCGUAUGGUGUUUAUUUUUAUAACAUUACAUUUUGAACAGUAAUGAUAACAGUUACAACAAUUAAAGUGUUUCUUUGUUCCUGACCAUUUUCAUGAUUAGCUCACCUGUCACAAAGUGACAGGGUGAGCUUUUGUGAUCGCUUUUCGUCCGCAUCCGUCCGUCCGUCGUCCGUCCGACCGUAAACUUUUGCUUCAAAUGACAUCUCCUCAUAAACCACUAAGCCAAUUUCAUCCAAACUUCACAGGAAUGUUCCUUUGGCGGUCACCUUUAAAAAUUGUUCAAAGAAUUUAAUUCCAUGCAGAACUCUGGUUGCCAUGGCAACCGAAAGAAAAAACUUUAAAUAUCUUCUUUUAAAAACCCCAAAGAGCUAGAGCUUAGAUAUUUGGCAUGAAACAUCUUCUAGUAAGUGUCUACCAAGUUUGUUCAAAUAAAAGCCCUGGGGUCAAAAUUGGCCCUGCCCCAGGGGGUCAUUGAUUUUCCCUAUACGCAUAUUGUAAAAACUCAAAAAAUCUUCUCUUAAAGAACCCAUAGAGCUAGAGCUAAGAUAUUUAGCAUGAAACAUGUUCUAAUGAGUGUCUACAAAGUUUGUUCAAAUAAAAGCCCUGGGGUCAAAAUUGGCCCCGCCCCGGGGGUCAUUGAUUUUCCCUAUAUGCAUAUAGUAAAAACUUAACAAAUCUUCUUUUAAAGAACCCAUAGAGCUUGAGCUAAGAUAUUUAGCAUGAAACAUCUUCUAAUAAGUGUCUACCAAGUUUGUUUAAUUAAAAGCCCUGGGGUCAAAAUUGGCCCCGCCCCAGGGGGUCAUUGGUUUUCACUAUAUGCAUAUAGUAAAAACUUAAAAAAAUCUUCUUUUAAAGAACCCAUGGAGCUAGAGCUAAGAUAUUUAGCAUUAAAUAUGUGCUAAUGGGUGUCUACAAAGUUUGUUCAAGUAAAAGCCCUGGGGUCAAAAUUGGCCCGGCCCCGGGGCUCAUUGAUUUUCCUUAUAUGUGUAUAACAAAAACUUAAAAAAUCUCUCUUCUUUGAAAAAACCCAAAUAGCUAGAGUUUAGAUAUUAAGCAUGAAACAUCUUCUAGUGAGUGUCUACAAAGUUUGUUUAAAUAAAAGCCCUGGGGUCAAAAUUGGCCCCGCCCUGGGGGUCAUUGAUUUUCCUUAUAUGUGUAUGGCAAAAACUUAAAAAAUCUUCUUUGAAAAAACCCAAAUAGCUAGAGUUAAGAUAUUAAGCAUGAAACAUCUUCUAGUAAGUAUCUACAAAGUUUGUUCAAAUAACAGCCCUGGGGCUAAAACUGGCCCCGCCCCAGAGGUGUCAUUGUUUUUAACUAUAUGUGUAUAGUAAAAACUUAAAAAAUCUUCUUUUAGAGGUUAGAUUGCAGGAAACAUCUUUUUGUGGGUGUCUACCAAGUUUGUUCAAAUAAAAGCCAUUGGGUUAAAAUUGGCCCUGCCAAAACGGGGUGGGGGGGGAGGUCAUUGUUUUUCAUUAUAUGUGUGUAGUAAAAACUUAACAUCAUGAAACAUCUUCUAAUGAGUGUCUUCCAAGUUUGUUCAAAUAAAAACCCUGGGGUUGAAACUAGCCCCGCUCCGGGGGCCUAAAUACAGGUGAGCGACCUCAGAGCCAUCAUGGCCCUCUCGUUUUUAAGAACUAUUUAUAUUUUCUUGAUCAAUAAAUAGUUUUUCACGAUUUAACUUUCAUGAAUUUAUAAUUUCAACUUCAAGAAUUCAUGAAAGUUAAAUCGUGAAUUCACGAUUUCAACUUCGAGAAUUCAUGAUUUCAACUUCACGAGUAAAUUCGCAAUGUUUGAACCGUAAAUUUAUGAUUUUUAAUUGGUGAAUUUUUAAGUUGGAAUCGUGAAUUAUUUAAGAUGAAAUCGUGAAUUCACUAAGAUUAAAUUGCGAAUUAAUGAAGAUGAAAUCAGUAAUUCAAACAGUUGAAAUGUCUCCACAGAUCUUUCGUCGUUGAUCGUGACAAUGACACUAUUGAAGGCAUGCAGUUACUUUUCAAACUCUGUUAAAAUGAGACAUACGUUAGAAAUCUGUAUCAUGUUAUUCAUAUAAACAAUUUUAUUUAAAAAGUAAUAUCAAGCAAACAUUAUAAUUAUUUUAGUUUAAUUUAUCAUGUUUACUAACUUCAAUACGGAGACUUAACAGAUUGGAGAAUUUAUUCAUCCGCUACAGAAAAAUCAUAUCGGUAUGACUUCACUACUGUAAACAUACGUAUCACGUUGGUAAUGAUACCUUUGACUUGAGAGCGUGAAAUAUAUUUAUCAACAAUUUAUCGGUAAUACUGUCUAUUUGUUUUGGAACGCCGUGACUGUCUUAUGUGAUCCAUGUUUUUGUUAUCUUGUAAAAUGGUGAUAUGAUUUUGUUCUUUACGCAUGUAAACAUGUGCAAUUUAAAUCAUGUCUUGAAAGGAACAUGCUGACUUGUCCAAGCAGCAUGUUAACAUGUAAAAUUAUCAUAAUAACAUGUUCCAACAACAUGUAAACUUGUCAAAGUAUUUUGAUGACUUGUGCAAACGACAUGCUAACUUGUCAAAAUACCAUGAUGACAUUUACCUGUUCACUUGAUGAAUUAUCUUGAUGACAUUUGCAUAACACUUAAACAAGUUAAGAAUACAGCGGAUCUUGAUAUAGGACUGUAUUUGGUCAGUUAAAGGAGACCUUUUCCUAACCUUUUUAGCUUUAGUAUACACAAGAAGAUAGCGUUAAUCGAGCUUUUAUCAACGCUAUACUGAAUUGAUUUACACAUUAUUGUAUCAAUUGAGAGCUAACACAAUCAUCUAUGCGAUAAAUGUACAUUGUUUGUGCGAGACGUGAUUAGAAACGAGAUACUGCUGGCCUAAUUGCAUUCAUAUUCGAACAUACAUCGUUUAUAGUCGUUUAUAAAUUUUGCGUUUUAUCAUACCGUCGCCUAUGCGAUUGCCAUCGUUGCCAACUUUUUUUAGUUGUUUACAUUUUUUGGUGUGUUGACGCGGUAAAAUAACGACAAAGUUAAAAAAUGGAAAUAAAGAAAACGACAAAAUGAAUUACAUUAUAUAGAAUUCCGAUGAUUUUUUAUUGUUGCUUUUCCUAUAAAUAAGGACGUUUUCCUCAAAAACAUGUUUCUUGCAUUAGCUCAUUUAUAUAGAUUUUUUAUUGUGUAAAAUAGUACAGAAAUUAUGAACUACACCGUUACACGUAUCUCGAUUACGUACUUUUAGAUUCAUGUGGAAAAACUCGAGUACGGGAAUUCCAAUAUUUUCUGUUAACAACCCAUUACUUCAUAUAGACGUUUUUGCACGCCUUUUCACCUCCUUUUGUGAGGCUGAAAAAAGUGACACAAUGCCAUAUUAAAUUAAGACCCCAAACACUUGUUUUCGUUUUGGAAAUGGUGUUUUAUUAGUGAUCACAUUUUCGGCGCCAUCUCCUAUCGAAUAGAAACAUCAAGGAGGUGCCAGAGAAGGCACGUGUCCCCGUCUGUUUGGAGGUUUGAAGGGGGGCACUAACCUCCCUCAUCGCCAAGAAAAUUUUGAACUUAUAAUAGGGUAAAAAGACCUUAAGGUUACGUGUAACCAUCGCUGAAAAGCCUUUGAUUCUAUCUUAAUCUAUGGAGAAGUUGCAGCACCUUGAAAUCAGUUUUGAUGGAAAAAUCAGCGCAAAAUAGUGAUUUUUGACAAUUUUAAGAUGUCCCCUUGUUGGCAUGGUACAUGUAACUUUAAAUUUAAGACCGAGUAUGCCGUUACUUAAGCUAUUGCUUAAGCAAAAUGUGCGCCAAAAUUGAACAUUAGUGGAGCCUUUUUAUUGUUUCAUAGCAAUUUGAACAUGUAACAGGAGGUUUUACAAUGAAAACAUCCAUUUCUGACAAUAUGCUCAUGAAGUAAUGGGUUUAAUACAUGUAUAACAGUUACGGCUUUUUACACAUAUAAUAAUCGUGGUAAUUUAUCUUGUUUUAUGAAGUGGUAUGACUUAUUUAUGAAGGGUUAACAACGAUUUCUUAAGUGGGAAUAUCCUGUUAAUGCAUAAAUGAAAACAAUUGGUAAAAUUGUGUAUAGGAACAUACUCAGUGGAUGAGCAUCGACAAUUAUUUGUCAUUACUUGUCUUAAAGUAAUGCACUUAAUGACAAAAACUACCAUUACAUUACUUGCUAUUGAUGUUGGUGUUGAUGUCGCCGCCACAAAUUUUCAAUGAAUUAUUAUUUGAUUAUAUUCGUUUAAAUUUGAUUUAGAAAGCAUUUUUAAUGUUCAGUACUUAAUGAAACAUUUGAAAUAUUUUUUUUCAAUAUUUUUAAAAUACAUAGCUUUGAAAUACAUAAAAAGGUAGAAAAAACUUAAUGAAUAAGACGUCAUGAGUAAAUAAAAAUCAGACGUACUUAUAUGAAAAAAACAAACAAAAAACAAAUGAUAUCAGUAUUUAGAAAUUUUAGAAGUAGUCCCAAAGUCAAAGCCAAGUGUAAGAAAGCUUUUCCGUAACAGAAAGAGACAUCUGCACUUUCUUUAGCAGGUUUUAAGACAUUUUAUUAUGUACAUGAAAUAUAGCAUUUUCAUCGUUUUCAGCAGACUAACAAAAUGCUAUGAAUCAUGAACCGUUAGAAUAGUUUAGAAUGAGUUUAAUACAUCGAAGUUUGUUAAAAUCAUUUUGAUGCCAUGAAAUUUACAAUUUGCUGGAAAUUUGAUAUAAUUGUUAUAUUUCAUAUGAAAGAAAACACACACACAAAUUUUUAGCUCACCUGACACGAAGUGGUGAAAGUGAGGAAUAGUGAUGGGGCUUUAUCCGGCGUCCGUCGUCGUGCGUCGUUCGUCGUUAACAAAUGGGUUAAUAACACUCUAGCAGUCACAGUUUUGAUUGGAUCAUAAACAAACCUUGUCAGAAUGUUAGUCUCAAUAAGAUACAGGUCAAGUUACAAUAUGGGUAAUCUUCGGUCAAAAACUAGUUUACAGGAGCUAAAUGGAAAAUUUUGUUAACACUCUAGUGGCUGCAGGUUUAAUUCAAAUAUUCUGGAAAUUGGCCAGGAAGAUUGUUUUGAUGACUUCUAGGUAAAUUUCGAAUGCGGGUUAUCUCUAUCAAACACUAGAUCACAGGAGCUAACAAUAGAAAAAUCUUGUUAACACUCCAGUGGCUGCAGUUUUGAUCCAAACAUUCUUAAAAAUGGUCAGGAAGGUUGUUUUGAUGACUUCUAGGUAAAUUUCGAAUGCGGGUUAUCUCUAUCAAACACUAGAUCACAGGAGCUAAAAAUAGAAAAAUCUUGUUAACACUUUAAUGGCUACUGUUUUGAUCCAAAUAUCCUGGAAAUUAGUCUGCAAGUUUGUUUUGAUGAUUUCUAAGUCAACUUCGAAUAUGGGUCACCUGGGGCUAAAAAAAGGUCACACCGCCCAAAUAUUGAAAAACCUUGUAGACACUCUAGAGGUGACAUUUGACUAUAUUGUAACCAAACUUGGUCAUGAUGCUUGUCUUAGUAAUUGCUCGGAUGAGUUCGAUUUAUCAGGUGAGCGACCUAUGGCCAUCUUGGCACUCUUGUUUUAUAUAAAUUUGUGUUUGAUUAGUUUUUAUUUUGUUUUUGAAUACAGUAAUUUUCGUUUCUUCUUAAGAAUGUUAUUGAUAAGUAUUUAAUUUUCUUUGCCUCAUGUUAAUGUCCAUGCAUUUCUUAUUUUAUUGCCAUGUAACGAUUUACUUCCAUCAUAAUUAUGUGAGUCGAUACAUCAUUUGAAAUAUUAUUUGCAAUUUAACAUGAUAAUGUUAAAUAUAAUUUUUAUUGCCAUGGACAAUUUGUGAGUAUAGCCUGUUAACAAAUCAAUAGACUAUUAUAUAUUAUAUUUUGACAAUAUGUAUACACAGAUUCAUAUGCAUGUUAAAGCAUGUUUUUUACGUUUAAAUUUAGGCCUAUGUCUUCUUUGCUUAAUUUUGGAUUAAAGUGUUAUGUUAUUUCUUAUAAUAAAAGAAGAAAAAAAUACAUGAACAAUGUUGCAUAUAUUUUAAUAUACGAAUUAAUCUUUGCGUGAGUAGGGUUGUAGUAUAUUUUUAAUGAAAUAAAUUAUAAGUAAAAAAGAAAGAAACACAAAGUCAAAAAAAAAAUUAAAAAAAAAAACAACAAAAAAA